This is a messenger RNA of Adineta steineri, 1998 nucleotides long. Lineage: Eukaryota; Metazoa; Rotifera; Eurotatoria; Adinetida; Adinetidae. The record is from the annotation of a GenBank genome assembly.
AUGGUAGAUUUUAGCAAACGAACCUUUUGGAAUUUUACAUUAAAAGAUAUAUUAAGUAUUAUAUCUUCAGUUGCUAUACCCAUAGCUCUUGCUAUUUACACUGCAAUUGGGUCUCAACAACAAAAACAACAAGCUGAGAAAAAACAAAAGUUUGAUUUUGAACAAUCAACACAAUUAAGACAACAAACACUUUAUGAUGAAUUUUUAAAUAAUAUUUAUAAAUUAGAUAAAGAUGGUUAUCUCGAUGACACAAAAAAUCCAUGGGCAUUUGCAAAUGCAUAUUAUCGUGCUGCUCAUCGUCAAUGGGAUACAAUACGUAAAGCAGAUGUUCUACAAUUUUUUAAAGAAAAACAAUUAAUUGGUAGAAAUAAUUGUUCUGAUGGAUGUAGAACAACAAAAUUAGAUGAUAUAAUUCGUUUAAAUGAGUUAAACUUUGAUAACGUACACCUAGCAAGUGAAACUGGUACAUUAAAUAAGUUGAAUUUACAAUGUGUUUCUUUUGAUCAAGUAUCAAUGUCAAAUGCAGUAUUUUCAUUUGCCAGUUUAAACGGUGUAUCAUUUGAUGGAGGACGAUUGGAUAACGUUAAAUUUGACAGUUCAUCUUUGCUUUGCGCUAGUUUUAAUGGUACAAAUCUGUCGGGUGCAGAUUUUGGAAACUCUGAUCUGACAGGCACACAUUUUUCAAACAGUGAUUUGUCAGGAGCUAAAAUAACGGAAGAUCAAAUAAAACAGGCAUCUUUUUAUAAUGUAAUUAUGCCAAACGGAGAGAAGAGUGAAAUUUCAUCUUCAAUGACAACGAAAGAACCUAUAACAAAAACAACAACAAUAAUUAAAACAAAAAUAUCGACAACAGCAAUAGCGAAACCGACAACAACAACAUCAACAACGUCAACGUCAACAACAUCAACAACAACACCGUCAACGUCAACAACAUCAACAACAACGUCAACAACAACGUCAAUGUCAACAACAACGUCAACGUCGACAACAUCAAUAACAACGCCAACAACAACAACGUCAACAACAUCAACAACAUCAACAACAACAACAGCAGGAAAUCCAUGUGCAACUGGUAAUUAUCUUUGGAAUAAAUCAGGAAUUACUAUACUCGAUUCAUCACAAGUAACAAAUGUCGUGGAUAUAUACAUAGACUCAAAUAAUGCUUUAUAUAUUACGGAUGAGUACACUAACACUGCUGUAUGGAGAUUAUUGAAGAAUGCUACAACUGCAACGGUAAUUGCUGGAAUAAAAGACUCAAGAGGAUCAAGUAAUACUCAACUAAAUUAUCCUCAAGGUGUCUAUGUUGAUACAAAUGGAACUAUGUAUGUAUCUGAUCACUAUAAUUGCCGCGUACAAAAAUAUAUUAACGGAUCAACAGUUGGAAGCACCAUCGCCGGUAUAACGGGAUCAGGUGGAUCUUCAUUAAAUCAAUUGUACGGUCCACGAUAUAUUACUCUUGACCCAACACAAGAAUACAUAUAUAUCGCUGAUAGUAAUAAUCAUCGUAUUAUGCGCUACUCGACAAAUUCCACCUCAGGGGACAACGGAACAGUUGUCGCUGGUGGAAAUGGAGCAGGAAACACUAUCACAUCAUUAAGCUACCCUUGGGGUAUUUGGUAUCAGCCAUCUGUAAGUAGUGAUUUAUUUAUCACAAAUAAUGUUGGGCAUUCAAUAAUGCGUUGGACACCUGGUGCUUCUUCGGGUACUUUCAUUGCCGGUGUGCCAGGUAUAGCCAGCUCUAGCUCUACUCAUUUAAAUAGUCCGACGGGCAUUAAACUUGACAAAUAUCUAAAUAUGUUCGUUCUUGAUACAAAUAACCAUAGAGUUCAAAUGUUUUGUGCCAACAAUAAAACAGGCAUUACCAUUGCUGGAUCUGUUAUUGGUGGUAGUACUGCAACGACAUUUAAUAGACCAACAGGUAUUGCAUUUGACUCAGAUAUGAACAUGUAUAUUGCUGAUUUUGGUAACAGCCGUGUGCAAAAAUUUAUGAAGCUAUAG